Messenger RNA from Phragmites australis (common reed), 3057 nucleotides. RefSeq names its product glutamate receptor 2.1-like. The record is from RefSeq and is a predicted model, not a curated record. Gene Ontology annotation, cellular component: plasma membrane. The transcript has 5 exons. Bases 119 to 3001 code for a protein of 960 amino acids. NCBI's taxonomy places the organism in Eukaryota, Viridiplantae, Streptophyta, Magnoliopsida, Poales, Poaceae. Gene Ontology annotation, molecular function: glutamate-gated receptor activity.
ACGAUUCAUCUGCACUAAAAUAUGAAUGAAUGCAUGCAUCCAAGUUUGGUCAUGUUAAAUUAAUGUUUCCUAGAAUGCCUCAAGCAACUAGCCUUAUAAGUUUGGUCAUGUUAAAUUAAUGUUUCCUAGAAUGCCUCAAGCAACUAGCCUUAUAAGAGUGCCUAUAAGGGCAAAACACUUCACAGACAUAGACUUUGCAACACUGGUAAUGGAGAGAGCAACUCAAACCAUCCUAUUCCUAAUACUCUUCGCCCAUUCUGGUGCAGCUCAAAAUGCUACCGAAACUGGAGGAGAUGAAUUCCCUGUCGGAGUGAUCCUGGACUUGGGUACACUGGUGGGAAAAAUAGCACAGACCAGCAUUCAAAUGGCCCUGGAAGAUUUCUAUGCAGUUCACGAAAACUACAGCACGAAGCUAGUGCUUCACAUCAGGGACUCCAAUAGCAAUAACGUCCAAGCUGCAUCAGCAGCUCUUGACCUGAUGGAUAGUCAUAAUGUGCAAGUUAUCAUAGGCCCGCAAAAAUCUUCACAAGUUUCAUUUGUAUCAGACCUCGGAAAUAAGACUAAGGUCCCGGUCAUCUCCUUCACAGCAACAAGUCCAUCUCUGUUCUCUGGUAGCCUUCCAUAUUUUGUUCGUGCAACAUUGAAUGACUCUGCACAAGUGAAUAGCAUUGCCUCCCUAAUUAAAGCCUAUGGGUGGAGACAAGUUGUGCCUAUUUACGAAGACACAGACUAUGGUAGAGGUAUCAUACCACAUCUCAUUGACGCCCUCCAAGAAAUCGAUGCCCGUGUUCCCUAUCGAAGUGUGAUCCCUCUGUCAGCAGCCAGUGAACAAAUUACCCAAGAACUAUAUAAGUUGAUGACAAUGCAAACAAGGGUCUUUCUUGUACACAUGUCAUCUGCUUUAGCCUCAGCACUCUUCACAAAGGCGAAAGAGGUUGGUAUGAUGAACAAAGGAUUUGUGUGGGUCGUGACAAAUGGAAUAACCAAUAUCAUAGACUCGCUGAAUCCUUCAGUUGUGGAAGCAAUGAAUGGUGCCUUGGGGAUCAAGUUUUAUGCUCCUAAAUCAGAAGAACUCGACAACUUCACCACGAGAUGGAACAGAAGAUUCCAAAUAGAUAAUCCAAAUGACCCACCAUUGAAACUAAGCAUAUUUGGACUGUGGGGCUACGAUACUAUAUGGGCAGUAGCACAAGCAGUUGAAAAGGUUGGGUUUAACAACAGUACAUCAUUCCAAAAACCAGCAGUCCCCAGAACUUCAGCCAGCUUGGAUAUCUUGGAAACUUCUCCAUACGGACCAGAACUCCUAAAGACCAUCUUGCAAAAUAAAUUUAGAGGUUUGAGUGGAUACUUUGAUCUUUCAGAAAGGCAGCUGCAAGUCUCCACAUUUCAAAUAAUAAAUGUUGUUGGUAAAGAAUGGAGAGAGAUUGGAUUUUGGACAGCUGAAAAUGGUAUUUCCAGGCAAUUAAACUAUGGCAAAUCCGUGACACGGUAUUCAGGGCCAGUUACUGAUCUAAACAGUGUGAUUUGGCCAGGAAAAUCAACAGAGAUACCAAGAGGGUGGGAAAUUCCUGUAAGUGGGAAUAAGCUUCAAGUUGGAGUGCACAGAAGUAUGUACACACAAUUUAUGACAAACGAAAAGAAUCCUAUCACAGGGGCAAUUAAAGCAAGUGGCUUUUCAAUUGAUGUAUUUGAAGAGGCAGUAAAAAGACUUCCCUAUGCAUUACCUUAUGAAUAUGUAGCAUUUGACGAUACCAAUGACACAGGGCGUGCAGGGUAUAAUGAUUUUGUGUACCAAGUUUAUCUCCAGAAAUAUGAUAUAGCAAUUGGGGACAUAACAAUCAGUUUUAAUAGAACUUCCUAUGUCGACUUCACUCUACCAUACACAGAAUCGGGAGUGGCAAUGGUUGUUCCAUUAAGAAAUUCCAACAAUAGAAACGCACUGGUCUUCUUGCAGCCACUAUCACGUGAUCUGUGGUUCAAAAGCAUAAUUUUAUUUAUCUACACAGGAGUUGUUGUGUGGUUAUUGGAGUUUCUAGGCAACAAGACAAAUGUUCGUCGACUGACUGUCGGCAAGCCUGGGAUUAUGAUCUUCUUUUCUCUAUUUGGAGACACGGACGGAGUGGAACGCUUCCUAUCUCGGACUGUUUUGAUUGUAUGGGUAUUUUGCUUCCUUCUCCUUGGGUCAUCUUACACUGCGAACUUGACAACAAUGAUGACUAUACAGCAGUUUAAUUCGAAUGUAACUGAUAUUCAUGUGCUCCGGAAAAGCGGGGAAUAUGUAGGAUACCGUAAUGGAAGCUACGUUGGGAAUCUAUUGAAAACACUUGGUUUUAGUAAGUCAAAGAUCAAGUCCUAUAAUUCCACAGAUGAACUCAAAAUUGCACUCUCCAUGGGAAGCAAAAAUGGUGGUAUUGCUGCCUAUGUGCAUGAAGUCCCGUACAUCAAAUUAUUUCUUGCGGAGAACAGCCAGGCGUACACUAUGGUUGGACCAUUUUACAGGACAGCGGGAUUUGGAUUUGCAUUACCAAAAGGAUCUCCUCUACUUGGAGACAUAUCAAAGGCAAUCCUCGACAUAGUAGAGGGGGACACUAUCAUUCAAAUAGGGAAAAAAUGGAUGGGUGGAUAUCAAGACAAGCACAACAACGAACGCCUUCCGUCCAUUCCAGAUCAACUCACCACUGAUAGGUUUCAGGUGCCGUUCAUGUUUACUGCAGCUGUCUCAACUUCUUCCCUUUUGAUAGCUGUGAUCACUUAUUUGUACGAAAAGAAGAAAGAGCGAAUGACUAACAUGCAAGGUAACCAAAAUGGAGAUGGAGUAGAAGGAAACGACAAAACACAAGACGGAAACGAAAGAGGCAGAGUUCAAGGGCAUGACCAGCUUGAAGCAGGCAGAGAUCAAAAUGACCAGCAACAAGAAGAAACUGGUUCAGCUGUCAUUUAUAGGAAUGAAAAAACUCUUAGCUCAAGAGUGGUGCAUAUCUCAAGUUCAGCCCGUUACUAGCUCAGCUGAGCUGCAUUCCUUCGCGAUGCAAUAUGAAGGAAGCUCAAACAAAAAUA